Molecule: messenger RNA, 1764 nt
Organism: Lachancea lanzarotensis
Lineage: Eukaryota; Fungi; Ascomycota; Saccharomycetes; Saccharomycetales; Saccharomycetaceae
Gene: RKM1
Product: LALA0S05e06150g1_1
Exons: 1
Coding region: 1-1764 (587 amino acids)
Biological process (GO): peptidyl-lysine monomethylation
Cellular component (GO): nucleus
Molecular function (GO): protein-lysine N-methyltransferase activity
Source: RefSeq, a predicted model, not a curated record
AUGCUAUCCCGGGAGUUAUCUGAAUUACUGGCUUGGGGAUCUGAUAAUGGUAUAACAUGGCCCACCGGUUUGGUGUUCGUCGAAACCCCGGAAAAAGGCGUUUCUGCGAUUGCAUCUACCAAAAUCUCGCGUGCAACACUUCAAGUACCGAAACAUGCUUUGUUUGGUGGUCAAUUAGCGGAAAAUUACUUCAAUUGCAAUCAAAACACCAACUCCUUACUUAAGCUGCUACUUGCCAAGUUGAAAUUCGAUCCUAAUCCGACCAUGAUGAAUACAGAAGAUCUGAAAUUGAAGUUUGGUCCGUAUAUUCGAGCCCUACCAAAAGAAGUUGCUUCUCCCUUGAUUUGGAAUCCCAGAGAACUCGAUCUUCUGGGAAACACAAAUCUGCGCACUUCGAUUGCCCAAAAGCUAGAAUCGAUGUUUGCGGAGUGGAAAGUUGCAUUGGUUCAAGUCCUGGGUACCGAGCAUGACGUUAAAAUGGGAAUCGCACAGGUAGAAAGCAUCUUAAGCCAGGGAGAAGACGAAAUAUAUGCCCAAUUAACUUCUAAGGUCUUUGAAAAUACAGCUCAGCUACCGUGGUGGUCUUUCGCCGCGUUUCUAUGGUCGAGCAUUAUGUUUCUGUCGCGGGCCUUUCCAGAAAAAGUCGUGAAUAGCUCAGCAAAUCCUACAAGAAUUAUCCUUCUGCCAGUCAUUGACCUAUUGAACCAUAAUUACCACUCCAAAGUUGAGUGGAUGCACAGCGAUGAUUCGUUCUGUUUAAAAGUGCUCGAGACUGUUGACGAGGGUGGUGAAUUCUUCAACAAUUACGGCGGCAAGGGUAACGAAGAGCUCCUAUGGGGCUACGGGUUUGUUCUGCAAGAUAACAUAUGCGACACUGUCGCACUAAAAAUAAAGUUGCCGCCCGAUACGCUGCUUCGAAUUUCUAAAGAAAGCUCUAUAAGAUUACCUACCAUCGCAGACUAUACGCGGUCCGCAUUUGACCUUUCUCCCGAAAUCACGGAGGAGUCCGAAAAGCUAAUUUUGGAGGAAAAGCUCAAUGAUGGAAUACUCUACAUGCUAAGUGCAACCAACAAUACGUGCCUGAUGUGGUUGCUUGAUCUAUUCACUUCUUUGGAGAGAUCCGAAACCGAGUCGUUACUCAAUCUCAGGCCCCGUUUACAAGGUCUCCAGAAUCUCAGGGCAGCUCUAGAGGCAAAGCACAACUCUUACAGCACCGAAAUUGUUCAUUUGAGCACUGAAGAGUACCCUUUGCAUGGUUAUAGGGCGCAUGCUGCUCAGAUUUACAAAUCAGGACAGAUUAAGAUUAUCAAAAGUUCUAUUUCCGAGCUCAAACGACUGGAGAAGGAAUACAUCUAUACUCACAAGCAUGAUCUAUUAAGCGUCAACAAGCUGAUGCGAUUGGAUCCAGAUUUUUUCGAAACCGGGCUUUCUGACUUAUUGCAAUUGGAACCAGGUUCAGAUGUCGCUUUGGACUCUUAUGAAACGCUGCUCUAUCUAUGGAUAGUACACAAUCGGAACACCCAGCCUGCUUCUGAGGCGCUACAAUGGGUUAUCUCGCAAUUCAACGACUAUCUCAGAGCACAACAAGCAGAUGUUGUCCCAAUCUGUGAAAGUAUUGAAAUUCUUCAUCACACACUUUUCGCGAAAGACACACAAAAAGAAUAUCUCGAGAAACUUCAGAGAGCAAAGGCAUUCGUGGCGGCUAACUCCUACAUCAGACAUUCUAAAGACGAACUAAUCCUGGUCAGAAACAUCGAUGUGUAA